GAGCCCAAAUAAAAGAUGGAACGCAGUCCAUAUAUACAAAUGCGCCUUUUAUUUUCUUCCUUUCCGGCACCGGUGACUUCCCUCCCAAGCGAACUCGUCGAAGCGGCUCGAAAGAUUAUACAGCAAGAAAAGAUGGAGGCGACAGGAAACAAUCAACCACCGCAACAGCCACCACCGGCGGCUAUUUCUUCGUGUCGAAAGAAGAAGAGCGAACAGGCGAAUUUUCUUGAGGAUGUGAAAGAUCAUGUCGAUGAGUUCAUUCAUGCUUCUAUGGACGAACAUAAAAGUUGCUUUAAAAAGACUAUCGGCAAGAUGUUUGGAAUGUCAAAGAUUGUUGCGGAGAGAGAGGCCGAGUCUAAAGGCGUUGAGAGUUCUUUGCCUCUUCGCACUGUAGUGUCAGACUAGACUUUGAUUUUCUUAUGUAAAUCGUGAGAAAAUUUUAUUUUCUGAUAUUUUAGUUUGAGUUUAAAUAAGUACGAAUAUAAACUAGCUGUUCUCGGCUGAUUUUCAAUUGAAUGUGUAUUUUUUAA
Molecule: messenger RNA, 530 nt
Organism: Mercurialis annua (annual mercury)
Lineage: Eukaryota; Viridiplantae; Streptophyta; Magnoliopsida; Malpighiales; Euphorbiaceae
Exons: 3
Coding region: 16-405 (129 amino acids)
Source: RefSeq, a predicted model, not a curated record